AAUAAUGGAGUUUGAUGACGAAGUGAAUGAGAACUUAAAAAUGCAGUUUAAGGCGCUGCAGGAGCAACAACAGAAGAGGAUGCAGAGUCUGAUGGAGAGGAAGAAAGCGAAGCAGCACAACCAGAGUAAAAGCAACACAGAGGGCCAGGGUGAGGCCUUUGGAGUGCCAGACGAUCUCAGCUUAUCCACCCCAAAUAGCGCGAUGCCGGGUGAAGACAUCAGGAAAAGGUUGCUUGAAAACGAAAAUGAGCAGCUCCAGAACCAGCUCCGAGAAACUGAGGAUGAGAACGGCCGGCUGUACAAGCUGCUGAAGGAGCGCGACUUCGAAAUUAAGCAGCUCCAGAAGAAGAUCGAGGAGGAAAGACUGGCCCUCAUGGGAACCUCUGGCUUAGCAGGAGACGUCGCUGCCACCAAAAUCGUUGAGCUGGCGAAACGGAACCGGCACUUGACAGCCGAGAUGGAAAAAGAGAAAACGAAAACAAAACAGCUGAAAAACAGGAUCAAAGAUCUGGAAAAUGAACUACAAAUCUCAGCUACCAAGCCCCAGCCACAUGGAGACAAAGAUGUUCCGCCUGCUCGUAAAACAGCAGACACUCAAUUGACCCCAGAGAUGAAAGUCGUGCAGGGUCAGUUAUCGGCAGCCAACCUCAAAAUCUCCGAGCUUCGCAACCAGCUCCAGACCACAAAGCAGGAACUUAAGAUGACCCAGAAGCUCUUAGCGAAUGAAGUUGGAGAGGACGUCAUCGUUCAAAACCUGCUGGCUACCCCCGGCAGCUGGCGCGGGCGGGCUCAACAAAUUCUGGUCCUACAAAGCAAAGUUCGAGAGCUGGAGAAGGAAGCCGUGGAGAAGCUUACGGGGGAGUACAGCGCCCUCCAGAAGGAUCACGAAGACGUGAAAAAGAAGUUGGAUGGGGCCAAAGCCAGAAACCAAGUCUUGUCCAGCGAGGUGAAGACGCUGAAGGAACAGAUCUCCACCUUGCUGGAUAAAGGAAAACAUGACGAUGAACUCAUUGAUGCCUUGUUGAGCCAGCUGAAGGACAUGCAGGUCAUCUUGAAGAACCUGAGCCAGCAGGACGAGCGGAGCAAGGAGUGUCGCCAGAGUCUGGGCCAGCAGCUGAACCUGGAGGCGCAGAAGCAAAACUCCCUCAUAGAACAGCUGAAGCGGAUGGUGGCCGAGCGAGAAGCCCAGGUGCAGGAUCUGGAGAAGAGGAUCGAGCAGCUCACGACGCAGCAUCGUCUUCCUCAAACUGAGGACAGCAGCUCUGACUCCAUUUCUGCAGAGUCUCUGGAAGGGGAGGAUUGCCUUUCGGCUCCCAAGAAACAUGGCCUCAGUGGAAGGAACAGCUCUGGCCGAACCGUCUCCAAGAUGGGGCACACCCUCGUGGAUUCUGCAGCUCCAUCGGUUCCAUUCAGUGUCUCUCCUGAGAGGGUGGCUGAGCCAGAUGAUCCUGACGCCAAAGCCCGAAGCAUCCAGAUGACCGAGCUGAAGGCUCUUUGCCAGGCGGCUGAAGUCGAACGUGACCGGCUGAUCGAACUGGUCACCGUCCUACAGAAGAGGGUGGACGAAAGCACUUCGAAGGUCUGGGAAACAGAGAAGAUGUUUCAGGAAGAGCAGCGCCGGUGCCUCGCUCUAGAGAAGCAAGUUGAAAAACUGAAGACAGAGUUGGGGAAGAAUACCGGCCUGUCAAAAGCCCACUCAAAGUCCAAAACAGCCCAGCUUCCCGGUAGCGCCAGGGUGAGCGGGAACGUGGGAGAGAAGAAGGACCGUCGGUCGCCACAGCUCUCCGAAGUCCCGCUGGAGUCCCAAAUAGAAGAACUGUCUGCAAGGCUUGAAAUCCAGACGGAGGAGAACGAAGGCCUGAGGAGCGCCUUGCGGGACCUGGCCGCGGCCAAAGAGGAGGACUUCCAGGUGUUCCAGGAAACCGUGGGCCGGGUGAAGGAGAUCUUCCUGCAAGCUCUGAGGCAGCAGAAGCCGGAGAUGACCUGAGUCAGGGACACACACACAGACAAACACACACACACACGAGAGAAGCAACCAGAGGAAAGG
This is a messenger RNA of Pogona vitticeps (central bearded dragon), 2047 nucleotides long. The record is from RefSeq and is a predicted model, not a curated record. Lineage: Eukaryota; Metazoa; Chordata; Lepidosauria; Squamata; Agamidae.